This is a messenger RNA of Astyanax mexicanus (Mexican tetra), 1040 nucleotides long. RefSeq names its product interferon-induced protein 44-like. The record is from RefSeq and is a predicted model, not a curated record. NCBI's taxonomy places the organism in Eukaryota, Metazoa, Chordata, Actinopteri, Characiformes, Acestrorhamphidae. The transcript has 5 exons. The coding region runs from base 1 to 813 and encodes 270 amino acids.
AUGUUAAACAACUUGAGAAAAUAUAAGAUCUGUAAAAAAGUUCCAGAGCUUCGUUUUCUCCUGCAUGGACCAGUAGGAGCAGGAAAAUCCAGCACCAUCAACACCAUCAACAGCAUUUUUGAAAAUCGACCGUAUUACCUCUCUCUGACUGCUGCAGCGUCUGGUAAAAGUUUUACUCUAAAAUAUCACAAGUUCCCCAUUGGAAGUGGGCGCUCUGGACGAGUACCCUUCGCCUUCUAUGAUGUAAUGGGUCUAGAAGAGGGAAAAAACGAAGGAAUGCACACUGAUGACAUCAUCAGCGCUUUAAAGGGACACAUACCAGAAGACUAUGAAUUUCAGCCACAUGCAAUGAUUAAAGAGGACAAGAGGUACAUCAGGGACCCCACUCUCAGAGAUAUGAUCCACUGUCUCGUGAGCGUUGUACCUGCGGCUACAGUCAAGCUAAUGUCCGACUCCGUCAUUAAUAAAAUGAAGACUGUCAGAGCGGCGGCGAGCGCAUUAGGAAUGCCUCAAAUGGUUUUCAUGACCAAAGUGGACGAGGCUUGUCCCAUGAUAAAGGACGAUCUCAGCAAGGUCUACCAAAGCAAGAAGGUCAAAGAAAAGGUGCAAGAGUGCAGUAACAGGUUAGGCGUUCCUAUGAACUGCAUUUUCCCUUUGAAAAACUACCACGAGGAGACCGUUCUAAAUGAGUCAGUAAACCUCCUGAUGCUGGAGGCUCUGAAACAGAUCGUCACCGCCGCCAACGACUAUGUGGAAAAAUGUUCCGGCAAGAAAUCCAGCAAGGGAAGUAGAGCAUGGCACUGUUUUGUGUAGGUGCAUUGGGUUAUUUGUAUUAUUAUUAAUAGUAUUACAGGACUUCUGCUUGGCACCCAGUAGGCCUUAUGUAUGGCCAUGUAGAGGACCUGGGUUUCCAUCUCUUACCAUGUCUUGUCAGGCGAGCCCCUAUGCUACAAAACAGGAACGUAGUGGAUGAUUCUCCUGCAAACUAGCUAAAUCAGCUUAUACUACACAAAAUAUUAUCCAUGUGUAUCUUUGUCUUU